Molecule: messenger RNA, 2494 nt
Organism: Salvelinus sp. IW2-2015
Lineage: Eukaryota; Metazoa; Chordata; Actinopteri; Salmoniformes; Salmonidae
Gene: arhgef40
Product: Rho guanine nucleotide exchange factor (GEF) 40
Molecular function (GO): guanyl-nucleotide exchange factor activity
Source: RefSeq, a predicted model, not a curated record
CAUUCCCUCUCACUCUCCCUCCUCUCUCCUUACAGUAAACUGUACCUAUUGUGGUGCAGGAUGCUGAGUUCAGAGAGGCAGUACGUGGCUGUAUUAAAGGGGGUGGAAGAGACCUACUUGCCCCUCCUGGAGGGUCCAGACACCCCCUCCUCCCUCAGGGGGAAAGCAGAUCUCCUGUUCCCCAAAUGGGCCAGCCUCAGCUCCUUCCACUCACAGAACCUCCUCCCAGCCAUGGAGGGAGCUCUACUGCAGAGUCUGCUGCAACAGGACCUCUUCAGUAAAUACAGAGAGGAGUUUCUCCAGUACUCUCACUACAUCAGGACUAAACCAGAAUUGGACUCCCCGUUGGUUACUCAAGCUGCGGACUUCUUUAAGCUCAGACUCCCGGCCACCCCUCCUCUCUCCCCCCUGUCGUUCCCCCAUUGUCUCCAGGCCCCUACACUGAGACUUGAACAGUACUGCGAUGCCUUGGAAGAGCUGGGAGGGCUAAACCCUGCCUCCGACUCCUCCCUCUCCGUCCUCAGACACGUCCAGCGUCACGGCGAGGACCUCCGGGCCAGCGACCUAAUCGUCGGGUGUCCGGUCCCAGUGGCGGAGCGCGGAGAGUUGGUGCGUCAGGGGGAGCUGUUGGUGUGUGGGGGGACCAGGAGGAAGAAGACAGGGGUGAGGAGUGUGUUCCUCUAUCAGCACCUCAUCAUCUUCACCAAGCAGAAGAGUCCCGGCUCAGGACGCACCGCCUACAGCUUCAAACACAGCAUCAAGACGGGUGAGAUGGGUCUGACCCAGAGUGUGGGUGAGGAGGGGGUGAGGUUCGAGGUGUGGGUGCGUCAGGCCCCUCGUAUCCGGGACUGCCUGACCCUGCAGUGUCAGAGUGGAGAGGGGAGGGCAGCCUGGACACACGACAUCGCUCAGCUCCUCUGGACUCACGCUAUACACAACACAGAGUUGUGUCUGAAAGAGACAAUGUGUAUUGGUGUGUCUAGUAAGAUACUGCUAGACGUCACAGGAGCACCGGUAACAUCUGAACUCGACUCUAUCUACAAUCUGAAUGACAGAGUCCACAGUAGCUGUUCAGACUCUUCCUCUGUUGGCAGUCAGAAGGAGGGGGGGUCCCCAGCCUCUGGGAGGGGAAAAACACAGAACCAGUCUCCUUCCACUGCGGUGUAAUCUUCAUCUCAACAACAAACAAACUGGAUUCUGGACUCUGGACCUAAUAAAGACCAAAACAACAUCUCUAUGCAAGCCACUGGACGGGUCAAACUGGACAAGAAGUAAAGGACCAAAGAGAAAAGGGCAUACAGGAAACAAAGAGACAUUACGGCUCUAACUAACCCAGGACCUAGCAUCAGCAGAGCCUGCUGUUGGUGGCCAUGUUGGAUCGGCCGGACCCGGUUGCUCGCCGAGUCAUUGAUACCGUGGACACUCCAGCCACACAGUAGAGCCAUUGUCCUCCUUCAGCGGCUCCCCACUAGGCCAAACCACUCUGCCUGAACCACUGACUGGCGGCCAUGGCCUUCGUGCUUCCACUAUCUCCUAAAACAUACAGGAACAUUAUAGGAAAUAUAGCUUUAUACUGACUUUAUUGGACAUUAUUCAAAUGUAGCCUUUUACAAUGCUGUUUAAACAGUGCCGUUUUUUGGGGAUGUUAGUACUGUAGUAGUAGUAUAGAUUCUGUCUGUGUGGCCGUAUAUGUGGUAUGGUAUAGGCUAGGUGUGAUUGUGAUCUAUGCAAAUGAGUACAUGCGGGCCUGCAUGUACGAGUGCACGCAUCACACAGAGUGUGGAACACACGCAUACACUCUGCAGACAGUCUUAUUGUGCUAUAGACAGUAGAGUACUGUUCCAACACUGUGGCCAUCUUACAGCUUAGUACAGCAGCUAUAGACCAACCAGUGGGCAGAUAUCAACCAACGACAGGCAUGGUGCCCUACUCUCAGUAGGUCUUGCCUGGAAGUAAAGAGUAGAAUAAAUAAUAACAUGGAAAGGAAAUGUCCACAUCUUAUUAUAACCAAACUAUUAAUCUAAGCACUCAGAACCAAAUAAGCUGUUAAAGAGAGACUACCAAAGUCUGUAUUUUGAAGUGGUUUGUUAGUGAUGAUGUAAAAGCAAGUGAGAAUCUGGGCCAAAUGCUUACAGUGUGUCCAAUUGUUAUUGUUGAGGGUUUAAGGAAAAGUGGUAUUAAGUCUUAUUCAGACGUAAGUCUUAUGGUAACCGUAUAACUUGUUUUGGGGCCUUAUAGCCCUGCUCUGUAUAAAGAUACAGUAGCUAUUGGACUCGAUGUAGUAUUCUCGAUUGGUCUUUUCAAUGACUAUUUAAUUGAAUGAUUUUGUGAUGAAUCUUUUUCAUAUAAGCCAUAAUGUUAUAAUCACCAAGUGUACAAAUGUUUUAUUUGCUAGCAUAAGUUAAUGCAAUAUGAAGUUAGUUAGGUAUAGUGUGUAAAAUGAGUCAUUUGUUUAUGUCUGAGUAAUGUGCUUAUAGCUUUUAAUACGUUUUUU